Messenger RNA from Carassius gibelio (silver crucian carp), 3577 nucleotides. It is a transcript of the gene nherf2, whose product is annotated as Na(+)/H(+) exchange regulatory cofactor NHE-RF2. The transcript has 7 exons. Gene Ontology annotation, molecular function: protein-membrane adaptor activity; signaling receptor binding. Gene Ontology annotation, cellular component: apical plasma membrane. Gene Ontology annotation, biological process: protein localization to plasma membrane. NCBI's taxonomy places the organism in Eukaryota, Metazoa, Chordata, Actinopteri, Cypriniformes, Cyprinidae. The coding region runs from base 398 to 1771 and encodes 457 amino acids. The record is from RefSeq and is a predicted model, not a curated record.
ACUGGUUCAGUUCUCGCACUCGCGCACUUGAUGCUGAACUCAGGUUCGUGGGUUGAAGAGAGUCAUUUUGUGGAAUACACACUCGAGUAAAGAUCUAUUUUUACAAGUAAACAUUUUUGUAACAUGCGGGAUUUUCUAAAACAAACGGAUCGGACACGGAUUUAGGCUAUGCGUUCGGUUUAAAGCGCUUAUUUGGGUAUUAUUAUUUAGCUUGUUUUUUUUUUAUAAAUAUUUUUCAUUCAUAAUACUGAAUUAGUAAUACAAAUAAUUAGAUUUUGCACCGUUAUGUUUAUUCUCUUACUAUUUAAAUGACUAAAAAACGACGCUUGCAGACUCAGCAUCCUCGAAAACUUGAAUAAAGCUGAUGAUAAUAUAGAGCAGGCUGUUUCUGCGGGAUAUGACGGACACUCCGGAGAGAGAGAUCCUGGAGCGGGAGCUCCGGCCACGGCUCUGUUAUCUCACUAAAGGAGACCGCGGCUACGGAUUUCAUCUGCACGGGGAACGCAACCGGGGAGCGCAACUCAUCCGCAGGAUCGAGCCGGGCUCCCCAGCGGACCUGUCCGGUCUCAGGUCCGGCGACCGGGUGGUGGAGGUGAACGGAGAGAACGUGGAGGGAGAGACGCAUCAGCAGGUUGUGCAGAGGAUCCUGGAGGUGGAGCACCGCACCAGGCUGCUGGUGGUGGACAGGGUCACAGAUGAGUUCCUGAAGUUUCACAGUCUGCCGUGUACAGAGGACAGGGCGAUUGAGAUGGGCUCUCUGUCCUCUCGCUCCUCCACCACUCCUCCAUACAGCAGACAGAGCUCAGAGAGCAUUCUCAUUAAUAAGAGUCCCAGCAGCGGCUCUCUGCUCGACAGAGCUCAUGUCCAUCUGCCGCCACCCGCUGAACACAAGACCGGACCAGAGCCUGUACCCUUCACCAAACUCACCUUAGAGCCUGAACCCGAGUGUGAGCUCAGCACUGACCUCAGCGGAUCACAGACCAGCACUCAGGAGGAGCCGGUGUUGGAGGAGGAUGAGGUAACGAUGGACCUGCGUCCGCGCUUGUGUCACAUGACCCUCGGCGAGCAGGGCUACGGUUUUAACCUGCACUGUAAGAAGUCUGGCUCGGGUCAGUUCAUCCGCUCGGUGGACCCUGACUCUCCGGCGGAGCGCGCGGGACUGAGGACCAGAGACCGGCUCAUCGAGGUGAACGACAGGAGCAUCGAGGGCCUGUGUCACGCCGAGGUGGUGGCGUUGAUCAGAGCGGGCGGCACAGACACACUUCUGCUGGUGGUGGAUCCCGAAACAGACGAGCUCUUCAGCCGACUGCGCAUCAAGCCCACAUCUAUUCAUCUUAAAGAGGACUGUGUAGACGGGCCGAUCAUAGAGAGUCCUGUGUCUUCUUCACCAGUCCCAGACACCCCCAAGAUCUCUCCACCAAUCAGCAACAUCACACGGACUGACCCACCAAUCAGCAACGGCUCGCCAAGACACGAGAGUCACAGAAGCUCCUCCUCUCGAUCCACGUUUUUAGAGAGGAGCACUGAAAUCAGCAGCUUUGACACCAGCAACAAGCUCACAGAUUCUGACCAUCACUCCAUCGAUGACGGCCCUAAACCAAACCCAGGUGUGAACUCUGAGGAGAAGCGUCUAGAUCCGUUCUGGGAGAGCGGACUUCAUCUGAGUCUGACCGCGGCCGAGGCCAAGCAGAGAGCCCGCGCCAAACGGCCCAACAAGAGAGCGCCCCCUAUGGACUGGAGGAAGAAACAGCAAAUCUUCAGCAACUUCUGAGCAGCAAAAACAUCAGAAAGCUCACCUCAGACCUGGAGAGACACCACCAACACACACAGACUCCUCCAAAGACAUGCUUAGGCCAGAUUAGAUCCACCUCCAAUGCAAUCAUUUUAUAGGUUCAGCUAAUCUUAAUUUGGCAUUUUGUUGUUAGUAAGUGUUUCACAUUCAGCCAGUUGGUUGUUUUACCCAAUAAUGCACAACUUCACUGCCAUCGCAUUUCUACUCUUCCUGAAAUGCAACAGCAGUUCCCACAAACCAGACAAUUAGAAAGGAAUGGAAAGAGAGUAAGAAAACGUCAUUGCAAUGCAGGAACAGUAAGAAGGAAAGACAUUCUGAAGGAAAGGUGAGAAGAAAGUGAACAAAAGAUGCCAAGUGUAAAUCAAGCUGAGAAGCCAAAGGUUGUAGGUUCAAACCCCUGAAGAAAGAAGUUACAGAUCUUGUACCAUUAGAGAAAAUGCACAGUAAGUUGUGUUGGUUGACAAUGAAUGAUCAGAAGAAAAGGAAGAGAUCCCAGAUGGCCUGUCCAUCUUUAUGCUAGUGUAUUUUGGAUUUUCGUCCAAUCAGACGCUCUCUUGAAUUAGCAUUUUUUUAAAAGGACAAACUCCUCAAUAUGUCCCAAGCUAAAAUAAUAUUUAUAGAUUUAUUUUCUUGCCAUGUUCUCAUAAAUGCUGGUUUGACAUUUCUAAAUUAUAUUUAAUAUUGAGUAUUUAUAGACCUUAUAGUUCAGGAUGUCAUUAUCAUCUUAUUCUAGAUCAAUGUUAACAAGUGUGUUCGAGCAGGGAACCUCAAAUGUUUCUGACCGCAGUCUCAAAAGUGAAACGAUGUCUUUAAGAAUACACUUAAACAUGUACAGAACUCCUAGCUAUUAAUAAUUAAUAACAUAAUUGUGUAUAUUACAUCUAAUAUAUUUACGUCUGAGGCAUGUUGUUUUAAGUGAAUUAAUGUAUACGAGUCAUUCUACAGAAAUGUCCACUUUUGGUAUGGCAAGAUGUCUUAAAAUGUAUUUUUCUAACAUUUAAACUUAGACCACAUUAUAUAUUACCUUUUGACUUUAUGAAUACACAUGAAUGACAGCUUAAUGAUUUUUUCAUCUCCCCUUCUUUUUGUCACUGGUGUUCUUUGGCAAGAUUAUGAAAUUUGUGAAACAUGAAAUAUUAUUUCUCGAUUUUUCAGCACAUGUAGUCUGAGUUACAGAAAAACAAUAAUAAUAAUAAUAUAAUGAUAAUAAUCCGACAAAUAAGAAGACUGUUUUAUUUAUUUUAAUCAGGUUUCCUCAUGGAUAUUCAGGAAAUAGAAAAAAGUAAGUCAAGUGAUGUCAUCGGUGUGAUUUUUGUUUGUUAAAUGGUAGCACUACUUUCAGUAUAUAAUUUAUAAUAUUUAUUUGCUAUUUUGUUUUUUAAAUAUCAUUUACAUCAUAUAUAUUUGAUACUUAUAAAUAUAUUAUUGCAUUUUAAAUGGCAGAAAAUCCAGUUUUGACCUCAAAAUAAAGCACUUUCUGUGCGGACGGGUCGUUUUGUGGUGCUUUGAACUUUUUAUAAUUGAUUCAAGAACAAAUAUUGCCACAUUGAUGGCUCAAGAAGAUUCUGUUGUUCAAAUAACAUAUGGUUUCAUUUUAAAAUAUCAAGAAAUUAGAGUGGUUACCAAGUGUAAUUUUUCUGUAAAGACAGAAAAAUUGAUAUUUCCAUUGAAUGACUCGUAUAAAUUGUUCUUGUCGCCCUUAUCUUAUGCAUGUGCGCUUUCUCAUGUACUGGGCUCGCCCUCACACACGUAUUAAGUCAAAUAAACAGAGUAUUUCAGACAGAA